AUGCAUUUGAACACUGGCCCUCUAGUGCUUUUACAUUGGUUUAGCUUUGGCUACGCAGCACAGGUUGCUUCUGGUGGGAUCACUGGUUAUGCAAAAGCAGGUAGUGUGGGGGUACUGUCUGCUGGCCUUCUCUUCUGGGGUUUAGCAGGCCUAGGUGCUUAUCAGCUGUCUCAGGAUCCAAGGAAUAUUUGGGUUUUCCUAGCUACAUCUGGGACCUUGGCUGGUGUUAUGGGAAUGAGAUUCUACCACUCUGGAAAAUUCAUGCCUGCAAGCUUCAUUGCAGGUGCCAGUUUGCUGAUGGUUGCCAAAGUUGGAAUUAGUAUGUGGAACAGACCUCAUCAGUAG
Nycticebus coucang (slow loris) is the source of this 345-nucleotide messenger RNA. Its product is annotated as transmembrane protein 14C-like. Gene Ontology annotation, biological process: regulation of heme biosynthetic process. The transcript has 2 exons. Lineage: Eukaryota; Metazoa; Chordata; Mammalia; Primates; Lorisidae. Bases 1 to 345 code for a protein of 114 amino acids. The record is from RefSeq and is a predicted model, not a curated record. Gene Ontology annotation, cellular component: mitochondrial membrane.